AUGCACGCAAGACGAAAACGACCCCGAGCACCAUGCAACCCCAAAGCUCUGGAGCUGGCGGAGAAAGCCAACGACAAUAACCAAGCCACUCACGAAUGCCCAUCCUUGCUCCAUCGAAUCACGGCAUCACAUCCUUCGCAACGACCGCGCGACGUUGUCCAUCACCCUUCGACCGCCACCAUGGAGAUGUCCCCAGCAACUGCCUCCAUGCAGGCUACGCAAAGCAGCGUUUCUGAUACGCCCGACAAAUUACUCGCGUACUGCUUGCAUGUAAUUGCCGCCAAGGAACGCGUGGUCCCCAGCCAUAUCCGACUCAAAGACAUUCGGACGGUGGCUGACGCCGUGUUCGCCCCCACGCGAAAGCCCCUCGAAAUCCACUACCUCGACUACAACCCAUCGCCCCCUUGUCACUUUACCAACGUGUACUGGCUCAGUCCAGUCCCCGUCUCCAAAUUGGACCUCAAACGUCACUACUUUACGCUGACGUCGUAUGGGUUGACGCAUGUUGCGGGGGCGGACACUGAAGUGUAUGACGUGGCAACGUGGCUGACGGAGAAGGCAAUUUUCGACCAAAUUGUGCAAAUGCCGUGCAUCCAACUCAUGCGUAAAAUGACCACGUUCCACACGUGGAAACAAAACUCGAUCGGCAUUCGCUUUGGCCGGGCUCGGAAACAUCUGACCCAAAAGUUGAUUUGGUGCCAUGCGGGGGUCGUGCCUUAUGCGCUUCAGAUCCGGCACAUGACGCUGCAAAUCACACAGCUGGCCACGAGCUCGAUUGUGCAGAAAGCCGCGCCCGUGGCAUUCGAAGAGACCCGCCAGUUGGAUUAUACAUGUCAAGUCACCGACGUCCUCGCCGCCGUGGACAAGGUCGAAGCGUUCAUCUACGAAGCCCUCGCACCCCUGCUCCAGGACCACGCUCGGUAUGGAUCGUUCGCGGCGAGCUCAGAUGUCAUCCCCAUCUUCGUCCGCGUGGUGGACUACAUGGUGGUCGAAGCCUUGUUUGACGCCGUCACGACGUCGAUGGACCAGCUGGUGCAAGCCAUCACGGGCGUCACGUCGAAUUCAACUGAAUAUGAUGUCGUUGCAAGGACCGCGGCGGACGAGGCUCUGGACAUGUCCUCCCAAGUCGACUCGCUGUUAGCUAGACCAUUUGAACACACAGGUGACGAGUCAACUACUUCAUCUGCAAGCCCAUUGCAGCCUCAAAUCUACGAUUUUAUGGACCCUAACCACAGGACAGGGACUGUCGCGUACAAGCGUCUGUUUCAACUGCAAAGUGCCUCGCGGGCGCCAGACCCGUUGUUCUUUGUGCACAUUACCAUCCACGACACCACGCACUGCGCGAUAGCGUCCCCGUCCAAGGAGGCCUGGCUUGGAAAGCUCCACGCGAGUCUGUCGCAGUACGUCGCCGCUGUCGACAGCAUCGGGCGAGUGGGGGCCAUCCCCCGGGUCCGGCAGUUCGUGCACGACCACUGCCGGCCGUACUUUCGGCACUACUUUGCCAACAACCUGCACCGGUUCUCGGCCAUGGUGCACAACCACGCACACGUGGCCAAUGUCAUGACGGCACUGCGGACUGCGAUGGACAUUUACUUUGCAGAGAUCGAGCACUUGGCGUCGACGUGUCUGCCACUGAAGGCCGAAUUCCGCCAGUUGCAGUCUAUCGCAGUUCCAAUGGCCUCUACAACAACCCCAUCGCCGAACGUGGACGCUGUCGCACACGUCGCCGAAGUGUGCCGCGUCAUGCAAUCGUACGUUGCGUUUCGACGAGAACUUAGGGUCGUGGACAGUGUUCUGCAAGUGGGCUGCUUUCUUGUGGACCGGAGCAACUUUGUCGGCAACAUGUUGCACGAGUGCAACGCGACGUUGUUGACCAUGUACGAGGCGCUGCCUCAUUUGUGCAAACGAUUCAUGGCGGCCGUGUCGAACGAACUCGCUCACAAAGCAUCCACGUUGGCGUCGAUUCCAGAAUCCGUCGACGAGUGCACGGCAUGGCUCGAGUGUUUCGGUAGUCUGCUGCGGAAGCGGUCGUCCAAUACCCACAUUGAGCCGCAGUUGAACACGCUUGGAUGCCUUGUGGACUCGUGCCAAGAAAACUGCGAUUUGAUUCCCCACGAGUUGCGUGUAUCUCUAGUACACUCGUUUGAAAGCAGCAAUCACACGUAUCGAUUCAAAAUGAAAGCCCUCGUCGAGACAUCGAGUCGCAUUGUUGACGCCAACCAGCCGUUUUACGUCGACUUGUUUAGCCGAACCAUGUCGACCCGCCGCGACAUCCUCGCGCUCGAAUUCGACACGGUGGCUACCAAACUAGAUCACGCCUUGACCACGUUUUGCAUGUUUGAUGCGUUUCCUCACAGCGGGGGGUUCGGGGGGGCGGACGUCCAAGCGCUGCUGCAAGUGGUGCGCCACCUCGUGAACCAAAGUGCCCGUUUGCUCACGCUGGAAGCACACUUGGAGGCGUUUCGAGGGUCGUCUAAUUCCUAUAGGCUACAGCGCCGCCGCCACUCGUUCCGCCAAAUGUCCAUUGAUCACGUGUACAAGCAGCAUGACCGCCUCGAUGCUGUUGUAGUCCUCUUGGGCCUCGUGCAAUCCUACGUUGAGCUUCGCGCCCCCACCAACGACGUUCCCCUUGUAGGUAUCGACCUCCCGGCGCUACUGGCCAAGAUCGCCACGCUCAAACGGCAAUCACAGCCGUAUUGCGCCAUGCUGGGGGGGGUGGCCCACCCUCUGGUUGCGCAGUUUUACCCGAGCAUACAAAGCCUACACGAUGCCGUGGAAAUCGCCGUCACAAUGAGCCAUGUCCAAUUCACAGCCUCUAGAUGGUGUCGACUGGCCACCUUUUUCGAGCACGCGGGGGCUGCCACGUGUACCCUCCGACACAUUGAGCACGCGCUCAAGUCCCCCGACGCCGCGUUGAUCCUCACCGAGCUGACCGACGCGGUGCGCGUUGAGGCGCGCAUCAAGGACACCAUCGGGAGGGUGAAAGCCAUCGUGGCGGACCUGACGUUUGAGUUUAAGCCGGACGCCCGCCACGACUUGCACGUGACCAAUUGCUUGACGCUGACCUCGUCGCUCGAGGACGCCCACUUGAGCUUGAUGUCCAUUCGGCACCAUCAAAAUCCGUGGCUUCGAGACGUCGAGCGGCUCGAGAUUCGAAUUCUGGAUGCCAUCGCGCUCUUGGAGAAAGUUCAUGACAUGGAGCAGCACUGGUCGAAGGUGUCGAGCGCUGUGGCAGUACCGGAAGUGCUAGCGCACCUGAACGACGCUUCGCUCCAGACGGCCGUGGAGGCGAUGGGCACGACGUGGCGGGACUGCCUGCUGGCCGUGUACCGUUGGGACGACCAUGGGAAGAAGACGAAUGUCAUGAUCAAGCUGGAAACGGUGUUCAACGAGGUCGACUUUCCCCAAUGGCUCGGCUUGUGUGAACGCAUCCGAGCGUCCAUGGAAUCGUAUAUGGAAGCGUUGCGGGCGUCCUUUGCGAGGCUGCACUUACUAUCCAACGACGACCUGCUCACGUUGUUGCAGACCCCCACUCCAGUAGACCUCGCUGUCCAGUGGUGCUACCCUGGCGUGCAAACUGUGCAUGUUGCCAACACAACGCAACUCCAAUCUAGUGCUCACAUUGCAGGGCUGAUGGAUGCCGACUUUAUGUCGUGGCUGCUGGGCGACCACGCCAUCUCAUACUUGCACGCUGUGUCGUUUCAUUGCCACACCGACAUGACCCAGUCGUGGGUGUUGAACUUGUACCGCCCGGUCAAGAUCCUCGGGUCACUGUCGUUUUGGCUCGGACAGUUAGACAUCAUCUUAACACAUUCGCUAGCAUCGAACGUCAUGCGCGCCAAGGCCACAACAUACGAUCCAGUAUCAUCGAUGGUGUCGGACCAAGAAGCGUUGCCGCCGCAGCUGGCCUUGAGUUUGCUGCACGUGCAAUUCUGCACUUUUGUGGGGCGCGUCAUAGAGCCGAGUCCGAAGCGGUUGAGUUCCGCACGAACGGUGCUGGCAACGACUGCAACGGCUCAUCGGACGUCCCUGACAAAGUUGAUUGGGGCGAUGCGAUCGGCCAACGAAUGCAACGUCGCGGUGGAAGACGCGAUUGUGCUGAUGGCGUACGAGGACGGCGUCGUGCGGCGGCUGACAACCCUCGCCGGGACGCACGACUGGGCUCAUGUCGUGCACGAGUGGGAGGUGUCCUUUCAAUUGGCGGAAGUUCCAUCAUCGGCCGACUCUACGUGUACGUCGUCGGUUCUGCAAGCGCAAAUGGGGCACGUAGUCGUGCCGUGCGGACUGGACAUCCAGCCCAAGACCCCGUGGAUUGUCAUUUUGCCCGAAACCGAGCGCUGCAUGUUUGCCCUCUUCCACGCCAUGCGAUUAAGCGUGUGCCCGAUGCUGUUUGGAGCUGCCAGCACGGGAAAGCGGACGUUGAUUCAGGGCGUGGGCUAUUUGCUCAUGCGAUGCCAGUGGCACGUACAUUGCGAUGCAUCGACUCCGCUCCGUCAGUUGACGGGGUUCGUCGCUGGUAUGUCGGCCGUGCACGGCUGGGGUUUUCUCGACAACGUCUUCCAACUGCCUGUGACAUUGCUGGGUGUGCUAAUGGCGGAAAUGAACAAGCUGCAACACUCGCACGUGCUGCAAGUUGCAUCGUCGGGCGCGAUGACGUGCGCCAUUAUCAUGUCGUAUAAAGGCAGUACCCUGACCGAUUCCGCGGCCGUGAAGUGGCUCGGGGCACCGCUGCGGCCAGUUGCUGUGCCGCCGCCGAACCUGGCGCUGGCAUUUCACGUGCUCUUGGCGUCCAAGGGCUUUUCGAACGAGGUCGCCAUUCGGAACGCUUACAGCAUCCUCGCGACGUUGUUUGCAUCGUCCCCCCAGGGAAACAACAACACGUCGGUGUUAUUUUUGUCGCUUCGCUUCCUUCGACGUGUGGCGUCCAUGGCGGGUGCCAUCACCAAACAAGUCGCUUAUGUCAUUCACAGCCAGAGCAGUAGCAAGGGCAGCCAUGUGCGACACGACGCAUCACCUCUUAACACGGCCAGGUACCAGGACAGCAACGUGUUUCGGUUUGCGCUGCUGCUGGUGCUGGAACCACUUGGCCUUUUUCCCCGCGGCCACGUGGAGACGGUGGUCGACCAGUUCGCGCCGUCCACGAUGGUCCUGACGCAGGAAAACCGCAUGGUGGCAUCAGCAUUCAAGGUCGUGCUGGAACGAUCGCACUUUGUACCGAUCCCGUCGCUCGUUCAAAAAGGCGUCGAGCUGCACCAAGCCCUGGAGUCGGGGGGGACUCCAGCCAUCGUCGUGGGCAGCACCGCGACGGGCAAAUCGACAUGUCUCAAGGCGGCACUUCGCAGCAUGCAACUGCUCGAGUCGUUGCUUGGAACGACGAGCAAUCAUAAUAUUAGCGAGUCAGCGACCAUGCAUUUGACGGUGGUCCCGCUUGACGAACUCACGACCCCCAGCACGGCCCUGUCAAUCUUGUCGGACGUGGUUCACGCCAAGCGCGAUGUCAAGUUCAACUGCGUGUGCUUUGAUGGCAUGCUGCCGACGUCCGGCGUCGUGUUUGACUACAUGUCGUCCAUAUUGGACAGCAACCGUGCUGCUGCCACGCGGCGCCUUCCCCACGGACGGCAGGAUGGGAUGAACAAAGGCAAUCCCAUGGUGGUCCUGGAAGUGGUGUCGCUUGCGUCAAUGUCGCCGGCCAUGCUGACAGACUGCACUGUCGUUUGCAUGGACACUGUCGUCAUAACGUGGCAGCAUCUGCUGGAGAAGUGGGUCCACCAACAACCAUCCAAGGACCACCCCGCGUUUGCCUUGAUUCCGUGCAUGCAGGACAACGUCCACCGCUUCGUCAUCGAGUUUGCCCUUCCGUUCCAAGCGACUAUGUCCAAAUACCCCAUGACGCUGCUCAUGGCCAACAUUCUGCACCUCGUCGCCGCCAUCUACGACGCGAUGCUGCCGUCCGUGACGGAACUGUUCCUGGAGCAGUGUACGUUUCUGGCCGUGAUGUGGGGCCUCGGUUCCUACCUCUCGACGGCCCAUCGAGGGCGCCUCCAAGCGUUUGUCCAAGAAUUAGUCAACGAACAGCGACAGACCACGCCGUGGCCCAGUGUGGACGCGCUGUUUCUGUUCUGCCUCGAGCACAACUGCUCGUUCUUUGACAUGACUGUCGACUUGGACGAGAAUCGGAUUGCUCGGGUGUCGUCCCCCCUCGCUUCCCCCCACUGGGGGCCUGGACCCCCCCAGUCGACAAUGAACUACGUGCCAACUCCCCCCCUGCAGUUUGCCUCGGGACUGUUCUCGAUGCUGCAGUCCAGAGGGGUGUCCAUGGUCGUGACCGGACCGCGGGGCAGCGGCAAGUCCACCGCCCUCCACCAUUUGGCCAGUCUCGUGGCCGAGCCGCGGGUUUUCCUCCACUCGCCGUCGCAGUCGCAGCACGCGUUGCUGAAGCGAUGGAUGCUGACCGCCAAUGCUGGAGCGGCGUUUGUGGACAACGUCGGGCUGGACGACCCUCGCGUGUUUCGGCUGUGCCGCAACGCCGUGGGUAGCCAGCGACUGUUUGAUUCGAACCGAGGCUCGUGGGUUCACGUCAAAGCGACCGUCUGCGGUAGUGUCGGUGACGCCCAACUCGACCAGUUGUCGGACCACGAGCGCCUGCGGUUUCUGCGGCACUUUUAUGUGGUCCGGCUCACCGAGCCGUCGCCCGACGAGUUGGUGUCGAUGUUCGCUCACUCUAGCCAACGCACCCUGGGUCGAUCUCUCCAUCCCGAUGAACUGGGAAUUGUCCAGCGCACGAUCUCAACGCUGCAGCGUGUGCGACAACACCUGCCUCUCCGACCGCAGUAUCACUUUGGAGAGUGUUUGAUCCAGCAUAUUCUCCAGGCAACCCUGAUACCAUCGAGACAACCGGAAGAUCUGACGUGGACGUGGCUCCUCAAUGUGAAGGCAUACGUGUGGGAUGCGCUGGCGACGGAUGCACACCGCCAAAUCGUCCAGAACGCCCUCCGGACCGUCGGAGGAUCGGGGGACGACUCGCGGGCGGCGGCGGUCGACUUUGAUGACAUGGUGUGGAGCUCGCCAUGGGUUGCAUCAGUCAUCUCCAGGCCCCCCGCCGCGAAGUCCCAUGACAACAUGCAUGUGUCCGUGCGGGCGUUCAUGGAAGCCGAGUACCUUCGGCAGUCGUGUGUCUACGGUAAGGUCGACCUGGGUUGGCUUCGAGCGAUGAAUGCUGCCUCGAUUGUCCACUGGAUCCAACUCAACGACGCGUUUCACUCCCACAAGCAAGUGGUCGUCGUGGGGCACGACCGACACUGCCAUGACAACACGACGAAACUCAUCGCCCAUUUGGCUCAUGUCAAGUACGUGACCUGCGACGACGUCACGUCCCAAGCGGGACUGGUCAAAUUAUUGGACACUCUGUGCCACGUGACGGUGAUGGCAGACGAAAAGGUGAUUUUUUGCCUCCAUGACGACGCAUUCACCAAGUGGCCAGACCUGUGGUCGUUUGCCCUGGAUUUAUUUCGAGGUCAUAUCACGACCGUCGCCCAAACGUUCGUGGCUCACCACCCCUCGUUUGUCCCCUCCUCCGAGGACUCCUCAGGUCAUCAUCUCGUCCAGGACUUUAUGCAGCGCAUGCGAGCGAAUCUGUGCUGCUUGGUGCAUUUCCAAGCCGACCAAACCUCCUCCCCCCACCACCAUCACCACCUCGACGCGUUGCUGACUCAUCGCAAUAUCCCCACGACCGUCAUCUCGUUACCACCACCGUCGACGCCAUCGUCCUCCCAAGACCAUGCCGACUCGACACAAGGGUUUAUACGCCAUGUUGUUGACCAACACAAGCAACUCGCCCUCUCCGAUUCCGACUGCGCGACACUAGCUCACGCGUGCGCAGACAUCCACGCCACCGUAUGCGCUGCCCACUUCUUUACAUCCUCCUCGACGACGUCCUGUCCAGGGAUUGUCAACCUCUUGCAAACGUUCAGUCAUCUUUUGGAUCUUCGGGCGGGUGCGACCUUCGGGAAUUCCGAGAAUGGCGGCGUGAGGGAGGCAGUGGCGGUACUCGAGGACGUGCGGCGGUCGUUUCGGCAAGCACAAGCGGACAGCGCGCACUGGGACGCCGCACACGAAUCGUGUCGGGCGCGCCAAGCGGCGUGGAAAAAGCUGUCCUUUGCAGUGGAAUCCAAGGCCAGUACCAACACCACAAUGAUACAAGACGUGGAACAUCGAGCGUUGCCACUGCUCCAGCACCAACUUGACGAUGUGCUGGCUGCGUUGGAGGGCGCCGAGCGGCAACGUCGUAUCGAUCGAAAGGCCCUGGAGCAUGCGGUGAUGGGCUCCAUGACCGCAGCGGAAAAGCAGUCUUUGCUGGACAAGUCAUUUCAGCCGUUGGUGCGGAUGACCACGGCACUAUGUGUGGCAUUUGAAACCCCGGGAAUCACCGCCGAAGCUGCGUGCAAGCUCAUGGAAGAUCCAGCGUUCGAAACCAAGUUAAUUGCCUUAGACAUUCCAGGCCACGUGGUGGCGACGGGGGAGCUCCAGCAUGCGAUGGCGUUUGCCCUCACGGACGUGGCGGUGAUGCACACCAAGCAGCCCAUGUUUGCUGCCGUUGUCCGGUGGCUCCACUUCAAGCUAACGAACGCCAUUGCACUGGACGCGAUCGCAGGGCUGCGUGUAAAACAUGCGCAGAUCACAGGGGAGAUGGACACUCUGAAUGAGAUGCUGGCGCAGCUGCGCAUGGACGCGGCAGACCUGGCGACGCACAAGGACACCCUUCGCAUUUUGCGGGAAGAGCUGAGUAUGGAAGCGACGGAAGCCAAAUUGAACUCCAACGUUGCCAAGCGCGACACUGCCCGCCUGAGUCCGCUGCAGUCGUUCAUCGACUUUUACCUCACGUGGCUGCGAGCCAAGUACUGGGUACACGCCCCCACGAGUUUGACCAGCCUCUUGUACCUGGCUGGCGUUGUUACCUAUGCCGGGACGAUACCGCCAAUGGCACACCAGGAGUUGACGGCCGUCUUGGCGGCCACGCUGACACGUCACGGGUUUGUGUUGCCGCUGGACGUGGCCUGGAUCUCCGACACCACCGCGUCGCUUGUGUCCACUCUGGAAGCGGACGUUUGUUUUGCGAAUCAUCGUGGGGAGGACAAGUCGAUUCUGCGGGAUCUCGUUUUGCUUGCGGAUUGGUCCCACCAGACGCCUCUCUUCGUCGAUCCGCUUGGCGUGGUCGAACCUGCAUUAGUGGAGUUCCUUAACCGACUCAAAGUGCCAUUGCCCGACGCCCGCCACAUCGUCGUGUCGUGCUUGGACCCUAAUAUGCUGGAUAAACUGCAAAGUGCCCUUCUCACCAACAAGCUGGUGAUAGUGCGCCAUUUUUCGAUGGCCAAAUUCGACCUCCUUCGCCCGUUCUUGCAUCGCCCUCGUGUCCCCCUGAUGCACCAAUUGCUUGUGAAGCACUCCAAGCGACCUGCAAUACUGCCUCGGCACCACAGCACCGUCACGUCCUUGGCACCCCUGGCGUCGGACAGCAAUUUCCUUCCUCCAAAGACAACAAACUCCAAAGGGACCUUCCAGCUCUACCUCAUCUCAGACGAAGCGAUCGUUCUAUCAGCACACGAACGCUCCUUCGUCAACGUCUUGGAUUGCAGCACGUUUAACGUGCAACCAGUCCUCUGUGACCAGUUGAAACUGCUGCUAAACUCAACCACGACUGAAAACAACCAAGCGAUUGACUUGGCUCGCUUGCAAACAUUUGUCGACAUGCACUACCACUUGGGCAAGUUGCUCAUCGAGAUCCAGCACACCCCCACGCAAGCGCAGGCGAUCCAAUCCAUUCUCCAAUACGACCACCAUCGACAGCCCCUCGAGACGAACUUAGCCCCCCUUAUCGACAAAACAGUCUCAAGCUCCAAUGUCGAAGUUGGAGGCCACGAGGAGUCCCAGGACGACCUCGUCGCCUCGUCUGCGGCGUUCAUUGGCCAUAUGCUUCACGCUCUGCAUCUCCUGGGCCCGGCGGCCACGAAUUCCAUGCAUUCGAUCCCCCGCUUCCGCAAGCUCCUCAUAGCCAUCCACCACGCCAGGCGACAUGAGAAAGCUGACCCACCAGCCAAACGCAUGGCGCGACUGAUAGAGUGCCUUCAUCUCAUGGUCGUAUGUAGCCUUCCUCCGCAGUGUCGACGCCUUUUCGACUGCUUGGUCGCUGUCCAGCAAGAGGCGAACGCCAAGGCCCCUGCGUUGGAUAGGGUGCUGACAUUCUUGGCAGGCUCCGACGUCAGGGUCCCUUCCCCCACAUCGAAACUUCGGACUCAACGGACCACCAGAGCUUCGGUUCAAAGCCCGAGCCAAGGCCACAUCCAUCGACUCCGACGUAUCCACAGCGUCAUCGCGACUGUCACGUCGUCAACUGAAAGCGCCGACUCUUCCACGACCAACGAGGACGAGACGAGACAAGGCAACGUUCCACACCGACAGUGGAUGGCCCACUGGAAUUCAGUAGAAAUGUACGCCCAGCUGCAGACUCUGGAAGCAUUGGUGUCGGAAUGGGAAGGCAUUUCGCAGCAUAUUCGACUCCACACGUCUUUGUGGCAGACAUAUAUCGUCCAAGCGCUGCAAGCCUCACCUCCCCACUUUGUAGUUCCGCACAGCUGGCCCACUCCCAUGUCAACGUUUGAUCGCAUGCUCCUGUUGCGAUGCAUUUGCCCUGACAUGUUGGCAUUUCACAUGGACUUGUUCAUUGAAGACGUCCUUUCCCCACAUCUCAACGUGUCCAGGACACCACCACACCUGGUACUCAGCCCCAUUGUCGUCGUCGUUGCCGACAACCAAAGCGAUUUGAUGUCGUCUGCCUUGGGCGACACGAUCAACCUCAACUUUCAACAACGAUACAUCUUUGGGGCCACCUCCACGCCCUUGUUCACUGCUGCGCUUGACUCGGUGUUGGCCAAAGGCGGGAGUUUGGUCGUCGACUUGCUGCGUGCGAGUGACUUUGGCGAAUUCUAUCGCAUCUUCCAUUUCCGAUCGACAAAGUCCCACACGAGUGGGUUCAGCCACGUCAUCGUUCUGGUGUGCGCGCCAGACGUGGCGGCGGCAUUGCCGAUCGGAUUUGUGCAAACCACGCAAACCAUCACGUUGCCACUGGACCUUCCAGGCACUGGCCACGACCAGGUGGCGAGUGGUCACAUGCAUGCCCAUUCCGUCGUGGCAGCUUUCGGUCGAAGCUUGCUCGACGUCCAGCACGAGUUGGCUGCGUGGAACGCGUGGCACGCUGUGGGGUGGCGCGACUUUGACUUCCGCCCGAGCCACUUGGACGACAUGAUGGCCACUUUGAAACACUUGGGGGAGUUGAAAGGAGCCUGUGAACCGACGACGGCGUUGGCGUUGACCAAACAAAUUACUGCAGCGAUCCAAGAUGGUGUGUUGGGAGCUGGCAUGGCCCACGACCACGACCGUCACCACCUCAUGACCCGCUUCGUCACGAAAUGGAUCACCAAGUCGUCGGACCAUCGCCGGCAUUCUGGCAUCGCUCCAGCAACCAGCAAGAAACAACAGUACGCCCAAACUGACGAUGCGAUCGAGUAUGGCGUUGCCCCUCGUAUGGCCACGUUCGUGCGCAAUGUACUCGUUCGUGCCGAGUCCACCAGUGUCAUAAAUCUGUGUCGAUCCAUCAGCCCCCCCUCGCCGCCAAAUGACUCUGAUGAGCAUGCGGUGGCAGUGUGUCGUCACAUGUUUCGGUCGUUUCUGCAUACACACCACGUCCACCACCGAAACAACUGUCAACACACCCACGACCAGCACGACGACGCCACCGUGUUAGGGGCCAUGCUUGUGACGGUGGCAGCUCUGAAAUUCCGUCGGUCAGUGACGAAGAUCCAUCACCACCCCCACGUUGGUACCAAAGACACGAGCAUUGCACUUGCGUUAUUGCAGGAUGACCUGGCUCAACGCAACACGCUCUGGUUGCAUUGCUUGGAGCAACUGGACCUCCCAGAGCCUUCCCCAGACGCCCUCCGGCUGUUGCUCUCGUACCACCUCCCCCCCGACUGGAUGGGGCUGCCGACGUCGGCGACGCCCGUGCCCCUUGCCGCCCUGGCGAUCCAUCUGAACCGCACGAGUGACUUUUUCAGGGGACUCAAAGGGAACAUACCAUCAGUCGUCCCCCUCGACUGCCUCCACUGCCCCGACCAGUUCCUCUCCGGCCUCAUGCUGCACAACGCAAAGUGCCUUGGCUGCGACAUCAACCAGUUGCAUCUGGAGUUGGAGGACGGAGGGAGUCCCACUGGUGGCUCCCUUGUCUCAGAUACAGAUGGACAGCUUCGUGCCGUGGUCGUGUCGGGGUUGUGGCUGUUUGACGGACAUGACAACCGCCCGUUGUUCGACAAGCUGCCACCCCUCACCCUCCGCGUGUCCCUCAAAGCUCCGUCUCACCAGCCGGCCUCUGAGCGAGGGGCCGUUCAGCUGCCAUGGUACGCGCUUUGGAGUCUCGAACAUGUCGGCGUGUGGCGGUUUGGCGACUCGCGGGUGUUUCGACCUCUGGGGCCCCGGCUAUGGUACACCUCUAGUGACCCACUGCCCCGCCCUGAGACAGCAGUGCUGCUGUGUCCUGCCAUCGAUGCACUGCCCAGCUCGGUCAGCCUUCUCCUUUCCUCGAUUCAACCCAACGUUCAUGCGUAGUUCACAUGUCCAUCCCGAACGGAUGCAUGGAGUAAGAAAGUUAAGGUUGUUGCGAUAAAAUUAGCUAGUAUUACUUGGUGUACGUCACUCGUAUAUGCGUCGGACAGCGAAAGACACUGUGAGCGCUUGCAAAUUCUGGCAUUGAUUAAAAGCAUCUCAACUACGUCUCGGCAGUCGCGGCCUCGGUCUCUUCCAGCAGCAGCGCGUAUCGUUUCUGUAAUUCGACCUCGCGUAGCUGCAGCAGGUCCACUUCCCGCCCGAGCGACUCCAACCGCCGAGGCAGCGCCAGCUGCUCCACGAGUCGGAUCUGGCUAAACGCGUGCAAUUCCCGCGACUUGUGCAGCCACGCUUGGUGGGUGCUCUCGAGGGACGUGCCGUAGCCAGCGCAUACGUUUUCGUAGCCCCCGUGCAGCAGCCCGGCCUUGUGCUCGAGUUUGUCGGCCUUCUUGGCCAAUUUGGCCUCGACGUCCUUGAGCACGGCGAACUCAUUGGCCAGAACUUGGAUGCGAAGGUCUACUGAGAUGUCGUCCCAGUCCACCAGUUGGCCUGGCGCCAGCUCUUUCGUGUGCUUUUGCGCUGUCUGCCACACUUCAUUCACGUCGAGGACAGCGCCGCCGUACAACUUGGCGUCGAGCGCCACGAGAUUCCGAGCCACGGUCAGCUCGUCGUUAGUAAAUGCAUCGGAUGACGUGGCAGUCUGGCCUCGCUUUCGCUUCUUCUUGACGUCACCCACAUCCGAGACUAGGAGGGCCGCCAAUGCUUUUUGGAUCGCAGGGUCGUCGUUCAAUACAGUAGACGUUGCCAUUGAUGGUUUGGGCAGUUGCUUUUGAAACACGCUGGACCGACGCAGGCGCGCCUUGUCCGCGUCCGCCGCCGCCUCCCUUGCCAUCCGCGCAUCUCGUUCCCCCGCGUCUUCCACCCGCGUCGUGUCGUCGUCGUCGUCGGCCGCCGCCACGUCGGGCAGGUUGAUCUCGUACUCGUGCUCGGCCGCGGGCAACGACGCGAACCCGCCUUGCAGCGCCGCGGCUUUGGCCCGGAGCCGCGCUUUCUCUGCGCGCUUCGACUCGUCCACUCCUUCGCCGCCUUCCGGGUUGAUGCCGAGCAUGUCGCGCAUGGGCGUGCGCAAGGACGAGUUGGGCGUACGUAGGACUGACGACGGGGGACCUGGGGUCCGGCUGGGGGUGAUGCCUCCGUACCCCGUGCCUUGCUGCAACUCGACGUUGUCCCCACCCAACAGCGGGGUCGGCGCGCGGGUCAUGGCGGCGAGGUUGGCCGCUUCUUGCAUGAUGGUUUCCCGCACCGACAUCUGCGGCGUGUACGCGGCGCGUGCCGGCGUGGCACUCGGGCCUCCGGGGGUCGCCAGCGGAUCGUACACGGCCACAAGCGCCGUGGAAGUCUGCGCUGAGUGUUCCAGCGCGAGAAGUUGGGCUUGGGCGGCGUCGGUGGCGCCUUGCUUGGCCAGCAGCCCCAACUCGUCGUUCGUGACCAAGGGCGCGGGCAGGUCCAGCGCCUUGCGCUUGAUGAACGAGCUCGGGUCGUUCAGUUUGUUGAUCGCGGCGAUCUGCUGGGGCAACGCCGACGACAGCAGCUUCUUUUGACGCUUCGCGUCGUCGCGCCGUGCGCGCUUCUCCUCGGCAUCGCGGUGGACUCCGUCCAGUUGAUUCAGGUACAGCGCGGUCUGCUUGGGGUCCAGGGCCACGGCGCUGGUGCGUUCGGCGCUCGUGUCGUAGAAACCCGCGGGAGCUUUCUUUUCAAACGGAAUUUCCUUGACGUAGUCGAUGAACUUGCGCUUCUUCCGGAGAUUGCCCAUCUGCUUGGACUUGUCCGCGGUGAUGCCGGCCGCUUUGAGUUCGCGGCGCUUCUGAAGACUCGCCAGCCGCUUGGCUUCCUGUAGCUGCUUUUCGCGCGCUUUACGCUUCGCCUUCUUGCCCUUGGUGUUGGCCAAACGCGCCCGGGCUUCCGACAGCAUUUCCUUCUCGUCUUCGUCCAUGUCGAUAGGAUCGGGACGCGCAGGUUUGUUCUCUGGAUUUGGGUCGAUCUCGCCUGGACGCAGGCGACGCGGAUCUUCGACGGCGACCUCAUCGCCGUCGGCGCCCUUGGAUUGUGCCUGGUCGAGCAGCUUCUCGUAGUGUUCCAUGCAUUGCGCAGCCGUACGUCCUACGAUUGGAGCGAUCGUUCGCCAUUGUGAUGGCAUCAACUUGGCCAAGUGAAGCAGCUUCUCCUCUUCUUCACGACUCCAUUCCGUCUUCUUGAUACUUGGGUCCAACCACUCGUACCAACGCGCCUUGCACUGCUUGGCCGACUUGCGAGCCAGGAGAGAUGCCACACGAGCCCACUGGUUCUUGCCGUACUUCAUCACGGCUGCCUUGAGGAUCUCAUCCUCUGUGUUCUUCCACACACCACCCUUGAUCAAGAUACGCAUGAUGGAGGGAUGCUUCUUGUUUAUUAUUGGCCGCUCAGC
Aphanomyces astaci is the source of this 15115-nucleotide messenger RNA. RefSeq lists its product as hypothetical. Lineage: Eukaryota; Oomycota; Saprolegniomycetes; Saprolegniales; Verrucalvaceae. The record is from RefSeq and is a predicted model, not a curated record. Gene Ontology annotation, cellular component: dynein complex. Bases 1 to 12654 code for a protein of 4217 amino acids. The transcript has 15 exons. Gene Ontology annotation, biological process: microtubule-based movement. Gene Ontology annotation, molecular function: dynein intermediate chain binding; ATP binding; minus-end-directed microtubule motor activity.